CUGGAAACGUGCGCAGCCUGAGAGUGGAAGGUUCAGGACCGGCAAUGGAUCGCUCAAGAUCCAAGAUCCAAAUUUUGGACUCGGCUCAAGUGAAGACUCUGGCUGGAUCUGGUCUACCACUGGCUGUUCACAGCUGACAACUAUGAUCCAUAGCUGGCUUUGUAUGAUAGUUUCCAACAACUCACAGAGAGGACAACCUCGAUUGUGCUUCUGAACUGUUGGAAAGAGCCCUACUAGCUAGUAUGAGAUUGUGGGAGCUGCCGGUUUCUUCAUUGGUAGACGGAAGUAUCUCUACGGAAAGCAUGUUUUAGCUACCGGUAGCUAGGCAAUUCGCUGGGGAUCCUUUUCUGCACAAACAGCGGCAAGAUCAGGUAUCUUUCGAUGAUCGCACGACGUCCCAUUGUUCUGUGGGCUUAUUGAGACCGCAUGCGAAUCUUUUUCCCCUUUUCAGAUCACGGAGAUAGAAAAUACGCAACGAAGGAAGGACUUUGCAGCAGCGACCCACAAUAGCACUCCACACAAGUGGGAAGCAGGGCAAGUCAAUUAAAAGACAUCGCUAUUUCAUAUCACCAUCGCAUUAUCCACUCAAAACUACAUUAUGCACCGCGUCCACACCCAUCUCGCGAGGACAGCAAGACUUGCCAGUCGAGCAAGGUCUGUCCGAAUAUCCUUGGCCGUCAUCAGUGAUCCAUCGAGUACCAGUAGUAGAAUCACCAGCAAUAGCUGCAGUCGCAGUUUCGCUACCGACAAGAAACCCGACUGGAUGAUAGAAGCCGAGCUCGAAGCCAUCGCUGCCACUAACGCACGUGCUAUAAAACAGGGAACCGCCAACGAUGUUGUCAUGGGCAAGCUGAAGCACGAGUUGGACAGGGAAAUUAUUUCGAAUGCCAUCAAAUUGGAAGAAAAAUUGGUCAUGAUUAUACAAAAGUGCAACGAUGCCAAAUCGGGGGCCAUGGUGGAUGCCCGCGGUCGUGCGGUCUACAACGCGCUUCGGAAAAAGGCAUUGGCAACACGGCAAGAUUUGAUUACGCAAAAGGAAGCAGCAGGAAUGGUGACGGACGCAACAUCUAUGGUCGAAUCUGCCCAUCCCAUUCCAGCUUCCAUGUAG
Messenger RNA from Seminavis robusta, 1108 nucleotides. NCBI's taxonomy places the organism in Eukaryota, Bacillariophyta, Bacillariophyceae, Naviculales, Naviculaceae. The record is from the annotation of a GenBank genome assembly.